Molecule: messenger RNA, 2793 nt
Organism: Hansenula ciferrii
Lineage: Eukaryota; Fungi; Ascomycota; Saccharomycetes; Phaffomycetales; Wickerhamomycetaceae
Product: Styryl dye vacuolar localization protein 3
Exons: 1
Coding region: 1-2793 (930 amino acids)
Cellular component (GO): cytoplasm
Molecular function (GO): oxidoreductase activity
Source: RefSeq, a predicted model, not a curated record
AUGAGUAGCCGUUUAAAUGUUUUAUCCGUUGGUGCUAAUCCAAAUCUUUUAUACUAUUCAUGGAAAUUAAAUAACACUGGGAAAUUCAAAUUCCAUAUAUUCAAUGAUGAAUUGGAUUCUUCUUUACCAAUCACUUUAUCAAAUGAAGAAGGUUUCAAUACAUUCCAACCUGAUGUGAUAUAUUCAAGAUUUGAUCAAUUUUCUUUACAAACUAAAUUUGAUAUUAUAUUCCUUUCAUCAAAAUCUUUACAAGAUAUAUCAAAUUUAUCAACAAAUUUAUCACCAUUUUUAAAUUCAAAUACUAUAAUCAUUGUGGAAUCAACUGGGUUUGUUAAUUUAGAACCUUUUUUGAAAAAUUGUUUACCUUCAAAAUCUUCAGCUUCAAUUAUUUCCAUAUUAACAAAUUUAGAUAUUCGUAAAGUUGAUCAAAAUCAAUAUUUGAUAUUACCAAAUACUUCAGGUGAAAUUAUCUUGGGUGAAUCAAGUACAAAGCAACAAAAAUUUAAUUCAACAACUUUUAAAAAUUUAUCAAUUAUUGCUAAAAUUUUCCAAAGUUCAACAAAUGAAAAAAUUAUAUUAAAAAACACAUAUUUAGAAUUCCUAACAGAAGAAUGGAAAAUUGCAAUUCCACAAAUUUGUUUUAAUCCAUUAUUAAUCUUAUUUGAAGAAUCUCAACCUUCAGGUUUAUCAAAUCAAAUAUUAGCAAAACCUUUAUUAAGUGGAUUAGUUACUGAAUUAAUUACAGUUGCUAAAACUAUGGGUUGUAAAUUACCUCAUGGUUAUGAUAAUGAAUCAAAUUUCUUAAGAAAUUGGAUUGAUCAAUAUCCAAAUUCUACAUCAACUUCACAAAUUAAAUUUUUACAAAGCCCAAGAUUUUUUUAUGAUUUUUUCCAUAAGAAUAAUUUAGAUAUUGAUAUGUUAUUAUUACAACCAAUCUUGUUAGCAGAUGAUUAUGGUAUUAAGACACCAUAUUUAGAAUUUCUUUAUGCAACAAUUUGUCAAUUUGAUAAAUUUAAUAAUUCCAAAGAAGAAGAAUCAAUUUUUUUCAAUAGAUCUAUAUCAAAUUCCAAAAAUUUAGAAUUUGAAAAAUUAAUUAAAUCAAAUGAAUCAUUAUCUCAAAAAUUAAUAUCUAAAGAUGAUGAAUUAUCACAAUUAAAUUCAAAAUUAUUGAAAUUAUCACAAUCAAAUGAAAAAUUUAAUAAAGAUAAAGAUUUACAACAUUCAACAAUUUUAAGUCAAUUUGAUUCUUUAAAGCAACAACAUCAAGUUUUACAACAACAAUUACAACAACGUGAUUUAAAAUUCCAACAAUUGGAAAAUCAACAUAGAUCUUUACAACAACAACAACAAGUUCAACAGCAACAACAACAAAUUCAACAAAUCCCUCAACAAAUUCCUCCUCAAAUCCCACAACAAAUUCCACAAGAACAAAAUGAUAGAUCAAUUCAACCUCCUCAAGAAUCUCCAAUUCAACAAAGAAAUACUGAACAAUUUAAACAUAGUGUUGAAGGUACACCAGAUCUUAGAGAUUUAACAGAUGUUGCAUUAUUAAGUCAAUCUUUAGAAUCUCCAGUUAAAUAUAGACAAGCUCCACAAUCUCAAGUUCCUACAAUUCCUCAAGCUUCUGAAUCAGAUACAUUAAAUGGUGGUGUUAUUCAAGUUAAUGGAUCAACUAAUCAGUUGAGUAAUGGGAAUAAUAAUGGUGGAUUACAAUCUCCUCAAGUUGUACCACAAUUACAUUUAUCUGCAAAAGAAAUUGAAUUACAAAAAAAAGAACAAUUAUUACAAUCAAGAGAGUUAGAAUUAAAUAAAAAAUUACAAAAAUUAAAUAGAUAUCCUGGUGGUCCACAAGGUCCACAAGGUCCACCACAACAAAAUGGUCAUCAACAACAAUCUUCAAUUUAUUCUAAUAAUGGUCCAUCAAGACAUCCACAUCAACAUUCUCAACAUCAUCAUCAACAUCCUCAACAUCCUCAACAAGUUAUUCCUGGACCAAAUGGAUUACAACAAUUCCCACAAAAUCCUCAUUUAGUUAAUGGAUUACCAAAUAAUCAUAAUCAAGGACCUGUAGGUCCUCAAGGUUUAGGACCACAAGGUAUUCCAACAGGAUUAGGUCAACAACAUCAACAACAACAAUUACAAGGACCAGGUGGAAUAAUCCCACAACAACAACCUCAACCUCAACAACGUCGUGUUUCUACAAUGCCAGUAUUAGAUUCAAAUGAUAUGUUUAAUAAUCCUCAAUUUAAGAAAACUUCAAGAAAAAAUAGAAAAUCUUCAUUCCCAUUAGUUACACCUGGAAUUGAUAAUAAUUAUGGUGGUAUGCCAUUACAAACAAAUUUAGAUUCAAGAUUUAGAAAUCAAUAUCAACAACCAACCACACCAACUAAUGGACAUCAAAUUUAUAGACCAAAUCCAACAAAAGCAGUUACAUCACCAACUAUUCCAACAACUUCCCAAUUUCAACAACCUCAACCUCGACCACAAGCACCUCAACAAGUUCCACAAACUGAUCAAUUACAAACAAAUCCAUAUACUUCACAAUCAUUAUCAAAUUCAAAUUCUCAAAAUAAUUCAAAUUCAAAUAGUUCAAAUGAAUUAAAUAGUACAGGACAAUUUAAUAAUUUAUCUAUAUCAAAUGAAGAACCAAAACCAUUAGGUAUUGUUGGUAAUAAUCCACAAAAUAAUCAAAUAAAAGAAGAAAAAAAAAGAAAAAGGGAUUAUUUAGAAAAAAAUAAGAACUUUUUAGUAGUAGUAAUAUGUUUUAAUAUAAAAUUGAUCUGUAUAUUAUAA